AACAAUGAUUCCCGGAAACAUCGGCAAGGGGUUCUCACCUGGGUUGCCAGUGUCGCGAUAAACUCCCCUAAAGCAAAGGGCUUUAGUCCCUUUCUCAUCACAUCCCUGAUCAGCUGACCUGUCAAAACAUCCAACACGCAGUGCUAGUGAACACCUAGCAAUGGCGAGUAUGGAGCUAGCCCCCCUCAGACCGUGGGAUGAUUUCUUCCCUGGAACUGACCGUUUCGCUAAACCUGACUUCAGAGAUCUGACCAAAUGGAACAACAGAAUGAUCAGCAACUUGCUGUACUACCAGACCAACUAUUUCGCUGUGGCCAUCGUCGUUUUCAUAAUUGUGGGGUUUCUUAAUCCCUUCGGCAUGUUUCUGGGCGGAGCUGUGGUGUCCCUGGUCUUCAUGGGAUCGGUCUGGGCCGGAGAGAACAAGACCAUCAUCAAGAACUUCAAGAAGAAGAACCCAACUCUGUUUAUGGCUGCUGUGUUGGGCACCAGCUAUUUCCUGUUGUCUCUGUGUGGCGGUGUCAUGGUCUUCAUCUUCGGAAUCACCUUCCCCUUGUUGUUGAUCCUGAUCCAUGGCUCGCUGAGACUUCGCAACAUGAAGAACCGGAUGGAGAACAAGAUUGAGGGUGUAGGCCUGAAGAAGUCCCCCAUGGGUGUCAUCCUGGACCUUUUGGACCAGCAGGAAGAGAAGAUGAACAAAAUCCAGGAUUUCAUCGAGGGAAAGCUGAAGGAUUAACGGAAGACGACUGGAGCUCAGGAUGGAUUGUUGAUUGAGUGAGAUGCCAAGUGCUGAUUGGUUUAAAAAAGAGUCCUCUAGAAUUGUAUUCCAUUAGCUUUUUGCUUCCUGCUUUCAUUGAGUUAGUCAUUUUGUGUAAGUUCCUAUGUAUAUGCAAAUACACAGGUGUGGUGUACAAAUAUUUGAGCACUGCAUGCCAUUUGGACGUUCAGAGACCAUAUGAAGGGUCGUUAGAGAAAGGGAGGAUCCCUGUGUUACUUGUGUGACCAAAAAGAUUUUCAUAACCAAAUUUUGUUGAACAUAUUUGCUCUUAUUUGCGGCGAUUGUGCAAUAUUCCACAGGCUAUUUAAACAUUAUUUAUUUGAGUAAUGUAAACCUGCAGGCUGAUGCUAUAUAUUUUGCAUGUUGAGGGUAAUGGAUAUAUGUAAACUGUGCAAAGGAGCAUAAAAAUGUGCUUGACACUUUUCCCUUUCAUGCAGUAAAACCAUAUUUGACUGAAUGAUUGGUGGCCCGAUCCAAAGGAUUUAUCAAAUACUACAAAACGAUAAUAAUAAGCAAUAAUUCCUUUCCUGGCAGUUCAGGAUCCAUAUCAGUUGUGGCCCUGCCUAUUCUGCUACUUGGUUAAGUUUUGUUGUAUGGAACAUGACACAUUUUCUUGAUACAAAGCACUCCUUAGCACAUAAUAUUUAGUGCUGACGAUGCAGAUUGGUCUAAGUCAAAGCCCUCUAAUCAAAGCUAUGCAAAACAGAAGUGAAUGGCCCCAGCAGCUGGCUAUAUGGUCAUUAAGCCAUUGUGUGUAGUGUCUGUUUAUCCCCUUCUAUUAUUGAUGCAUUAUUUUCGCAUAGAAUAGAAUAGAAAUGCCAAUUUUUAUUGCUACUGCUUAAUACCAGGCCUUUUUCUAUUGCUUCUAACAUAUAUUCAUCCGUUACAAAGUGUGCAUGCUUACUUCAUGACCAAGUGUUAAAGGUGUAAACAUGAUGUAUAUGGAAGCCAAACAUUUAUUUUUCUUUCUUGUCUGUGUUUCAUUUUUUAACAAUGCUAGUCUAGUGACAAAGCUGGACACAAUGCUGUCCUCUAUUGGUAAUAAAUUGACGUGAAAAUAAAGA
Gadus morhua (Atlantic cod) is the source of this 1839-nucleotide messenger RNA. It is a transcript of the gene arl6ip5b, whose product is annotated as ADP-ribosylation factor-like 6 interacting protein 5b. The transcript has 3 exons. The record is from RefSeq and is a predicted model, not a curated record. Gene Ontology annotation, biological process: negative regulation of transport. Lineage: Eukaryota; Metazoa; Chordata; Actinopteri; Gadiformes; Gadidae. Gene Ontology annotation, cellular component: membrane. The coding region runs from base 161 to 733 and encodes 190 amino acids.